Messenger RNA from Exaiptasia diaphana, 2503 nucleotides. RefSeq names its product dynamin-1-like protein. The transcript is spliced from 23 exons. The record is from RefSeq and is a predicted model, not a curated record. Lineage: Eukaryota; Metazoa; Cnidaria; Anthozoa; Actiniaria; Aiptasiidae. Gene Ontology annotation, cellular component: mitochondrion; microtubule; cytoplasm. Gene Ontology annotation, biological process: mitochondrial fission. Bases 90 to 2354 code for a protein of 754 amino acids. Gene Ontology annotation, molecular function: GTP binding; GTPase activity; microtubule binding.
CCAAAAUAAAGAGUUAUCGAUCAACAGCAAGAUUUUCUUGUACAAAUUUAUGGAUUUCUAAGGCGAUUUUCAACCUGAUCCCGUGGCAAAUGGAGCAGCUUAUUCCAGUUAUCAAUAAGCUACAAGAUGUUUUUAACACUGUAGGUUCAGAAACCAUCCAACUGCCGCAAAUUGUCGUUAUUGGAACUCAGAGUAGUGGCAAGAGUUCUGUGUUGGAGAACAUCGUUGGAAGAGAUUUUCUACCAAGAGGUUCUGGAGUUGUAACAAGAAGGCCCUUAGUGCUCCAACUUGUUCAUGUGCCAUCAAGAAAGCCAUCAAAGAAAACACCUAUUAAYUCUAAAAGUCAUAAAGAAAAGAUGACUCCAGAUGAAGAAAAAGCUGAAAAUGGUCAGGAAAAAUAUUAUAGUGGCGAUGAAGCAGGAGAGGAUGAAGUUGACGAAGAAGAUGAYGAGGAUGAUAAUGAUGAACCAGAAGAGUGGGGAAAGUUCUUGCAUUUGAAAGAAAAAAAAUUUAUAGAUUUUGAUGAUAUACGAGAUGAAAUUGAGAGGGAAACUGAGCGAGUAACAGGAAGCAACAAGGGCAUUUCUAAUAAACCUAUCAAUUUGAAGAUCUAUUCCCCUAAAGUUGUAAACCUGACGUUGGUUGAUUUACCAGGGGUUACUAAGGUACCAGUUGGCGAUCAACCUCAUGACAUAGAGCAACAGAUUAGGCUUCUUAUUUUACAAUAUAUCAGGAACCCUAACUCUAUAAUCCUUGCUGUCUCACCUGCAAACAUUGACCUGGCAACAUCAGAGGCUUUGAAAAUUGCUAAAGAGGUUGACCCUGAAGGUCAUAGGACUCUAGCAGUUUGCACUAAGUUGGAUUUAAUGGAUCAUGGUACCGAUGCUCUUGAGAUACUAUAUGGAAGAGUUAUUCCUGUCAARCUUGGAAUAAUAGGUGUCGUCAACCGUAGUCAAUUAGACAUCAAUAAUAAAAAGUCAAUACAAAAAGCCUUAAAAGAUGAAGGUUCCUUCUUUGCCAAACAUUAUCCAACACUAGCUUCAAGAAAUGGUACACCUUACUUAGCUAGGACACUGAAUAAGCUACUGAUGCACCAUAUACGAAAUUGUCUGCCAGAGUUAAAGUCUCGUGUGAAUAGCAUGAUUUCCCAGUACAAUCAUUUAUUACAAAGCUAUGGGGAACCAGUCAAGGACAAGGGUACAUGUCUUUUACAACUAAUCACAAGAUUUGCGGCAUCGUAUUGUUCAAUAAUUGAAGGAACAGCCCGCGACAUUGAGACCUCUGAACUAUGUGGUGGUGCUAGAAUAUGUUACAUUUUUCAUGAUAUCUUUGGACGAACAUUGACCAACACCGAUGCUAUGGAAGGACUAUCAACGAGAGACAUACUCACAGCUAUUAGAAAUGCUACGGGUCCGAGACCAGCCUUGUUUGUACCUGAAAUAUCCUUUGAGUUACUGGUCAAACGGCAAAUUAGACGACUUGAAGAACCAAGUUUACGCUGUGUGGAACUCGUUCACGAAGAAAUGCAAAGGAUUAUACAACACUCUUUUCAACAGGUCAUGGAAAUUAAGAGAUUCCCCAAGCUACAUGACAGAAUUGUAGAAGUUAUUAUCGAGUUGCUACAAAGAAGACUUGAUCCUUGCAAUGACAUGGUGGAACAUUUGGUAUCUAUUGAGCUGGCCUACAUCAACACYAACCAUCCAGACUUCACKGACGGAGCUGCUUUAGUUUCAUCUGUUGUACACAAUCAAGAAAUGGACCGUAGGCGAAGACUCAAAGCAGCUCAAGCCAGCUUAACUAAUGGACCAUUAGAGGGUGUAAGAUCRCAGUCUUCUACACCAGUUGGUAGUCCAGUCCACGCCCCAAACCGUGACCACAAAGAGGAGGAAAAUAGUACUAAUCCUAGUAACCCAGCAGACARCACCGGUGGUUUUAUGUCCUGGAUGCCCGGCAUAAGAAGCUCUAAGGCUGCCGAUCAGUCUGUCAGUGAAGUGGCCAAACAAACAACUGUUUCUACGGAUUUUCCCAGCUCUCUUCGUCAAAGAGGAUUGACUGAAAGAGAGCAAAUGGACUCUGACAUCAUYAGGAAAUUGAUAGUUUCAUAUUUCAAUAUCGUAAGGAAAUCUAUUCAAGACAGUGUACCAAAAGCAAUUAUGUGCUUUCUUGUCAAUUACGUUCAAGAGAAAAUCCAAAGUGAAUUGGUUGAAAAACUUUAUAAGAGUGAAGAAUUCAACGUGCUUUUAGAAGAAUCUGAGCACAUGCAUGUGAAGAGAAGAGAGGCGUCUGAAAUGCUUAAGGCGCUUCAGCGAGCUGGACAGAUAAUAAGUGAGAUACGAGAUACGCAUGUGUGGUAAUAUCUUUUUGGCUAUUCAAGGCAUUUCAAACUAUACCUGUUCUACUAKAAAUAUUAGCUUCAAUACAGAAUAUUGCGAACUGUUGUAACUGUAUAAUCUGUCAAACAAACAAAGGAAUAAAAUCAAAUKAAAUAUUGCUGAGGGUUAAA